Molecule: messenger RNA, 266 nt
Organism: Stomoxys calcitrans (stable fly)
Lineage: Eukaryota; Metazoa; Arthropoda; Insecta; Diptera; Muscidae
Gene: sloth2
Product: ubiquinol-cytochrome-c reductase complex assembly factor 6
Exons: 1
Coding region: 1-207 (68 amino acids)
Biological process (GO): mitochondrial respiratory chain complex III assembly
Cellular component (GO): mitochondrion
Source: RefSeq, a predicted model, not a curated record
AUGCCUGCCGGAGUAUCAUGGGGUCAAUAUUUGAAAUUUAUGUCAUGUGCUGUGUUAUCCAUGAUGGCUGGCUCACAAUUGGUCCACAUGUACUAUAAGCCGCUGGAAGAUUUGGAUGUGUACAUAAACAAAGAAGUGGAAGAUGUGACGAAAACAACUGGUAUACAAUUAACCGGAAUUACGAAAACAAGUUCUGGUAAUAAAUAAAAAUAAAUGUACAAAUUUAAAAACUAAACAAAAAGAGACUUUUUAAAUCGCUUCAUAUG